CGUCAGGGGUUGCGCCAAUUGCGCAUGGUAGGGAAAGAAGAUGUAUCCUCCUAGGGGGGCGCGAUCAUCCCCCCAUCCAGUGCCUCUUUUCUUCGAUUGACGUGUUCAUUUCGGGGCUCGCGGCUUGGCCUGCGAGCUACAGGUUGAAUCGCAUUCGAGCAUGUGAGAGGGAACCCGUUUAAUUUGAUUGUUUGUGUUGUUGAAACUGCUGUUUUUGUGGUUCGCGCAACGGAUUCUCCACGUGCUUGUUCGGAUUCAUUACCGCCUUUGUGAGAGGUUGAGGUCGGUCCACUUUACCUUUGUGAGAGGUCUUUCGCGCGCGCUGGGCCGCUCGAGAAUGCAAAAACGUAGCACACCUUCGCCUGGCCACAUCGAGCUACGCACCAUCAUUUCGAUUCAGUUUGGGCCUCCGCAUGGAACCACAGUGUCCGAGGGGAGGGAUUGAAGGCAUAUCCGGCACUGCGAACCAAGGGGGAACAACCGUUUGAUACAACGCGACAUCGCUUCCACGGCAGGAAGGACGAUGAAGCGGGAGGGAUAUUUCAGUGAUGAUGCACAGGUUGAGGACGUCGGGACGCUGAGUGGGCUGGUGCGAUGAUUGAGGACAUGCGGGAAGCGGGGAGAGGAUAGUGGUGAGGAUCGGUGAGGCUUACUUUCAGCCAGAGCGAGCGCAGCAUACACGGCCCGGAAUGCUUGGAACAUUCCGAAGGGGGGGUCCUGAAUCGCCGCAUUCCAGUUUUCAGUUUCUUAUCGCAGUAACACACUUGCGAUUAUAUUUGCUGCUACCCUGCAAGUACCCGCUUCAUCGUCAGAGCUGGCGCUGGGAAUUCCUGUUGCCCUGAAAGGACCAGCUCGGUUGGGCUUCAGAACUCUAGACGCUUCACCCAAACCCACCAGUUUAUCCGUAAGGACUUCGCCCGCUGCCGCUGGCCCCCUCUCUCGGAUAAUGGGCAAUGCAAGAGCGAAAUCAUGGGGCCUUGGCGCCGCCGUGAAGCAGCGUCGAGACUUCGCGCGAAGACGAUGAGCAAUCGACAAGACACAUUGAGAUUAUGAUGAUACUGUUGAAUUCGGUGUUGCAUUUCGAGCUUGCUCGCGUAUGCUGUGCAAAAAGCUUCUCUACGAAGUAUUGACACGUUGCAGAUCCCAUGUAUUUUUUCGACCCUGACCCCGCCGAUCUGCAUGGAAGAGGGAAGGUUCUAAGUCAUUCGCGCCCAGAAGGCUGGUGGGACUUAACCCAAAAAGGCUCGAGAGGUACACAGUUUUUGGGAGAUUGCGUGCCGCCUUGCUAGAGAGUUGAAAACCAGGGUGCUUGAGCCUCCCUAGUGUGUGCUGCUGUGCCGUGUCACCCGCCACCCUGAAGGCCGAGCCGUAUCGUGUAUCGUAUUCUUACAGCCAGAGGAUCACGUGAGGAUGGAUGGCAGCAGACGAGAACUGUCACAUGCGAGCGUGUCGGGGGACACGGGAAGUGUAAUGACGAAUGACAUUCGGAGCACGCAGUGAGGGAAGUGCGCGUUAGUCAUCGCUUUCUCGAACGGAUGUGCACCAGCUCUUUUUGUGUGUAAAGCAUGUGCUCACGCAUGUGUUUUUCACGCUGUAUCGACCUCGGUGGCAAGCAGGUUUGGAGCUCUCUGCUGCAGGAUGUGUCUGCCCAUCGCACCUUUGCAUGGGCGUUCGCCAUGUGAAUCAGAGUGUCCUCUACGUCCGUGUUUAACCCCUGCAGUGAAAACAUGUUCAAAACAACAUGCGAUUGUUGCUUGGCUGUGCAGUCCGACCGAAUUUUUUUCGUUUGGGCCCCCUGCCGCGGCGCGGGGCACAGCAAUGCAGCGCCUCAUUCAGCGAAGUGCCACUGCAGGAACUCUUCUUGUGUGGACUGUGACCGCAGCGCUUCAUGGUGGCAGGUCGGGAUGGGGCCCGCAGGGUAUGCACUUCAAUGUGGGGCAGUGGGGCUGGUGUGGAGGCGGUCGUGAAGCAGCUCGUGCAGGCCAGAUGGUCGGCGUGCCACCAGGGUCCACUACGACAGUGAUGUGCAGCAAACUCGAGGCUGUACCUUCAGCGCGCUCUCUUCGUUCUGCUGCGUUGGCGGCUUGGGUGGCGAUCACUGGUGUGUUCGCAGUUGUCACUGAAAAUGUAAUUUUUGCCGCAUGCAAGAUCGCUGCUACCAGCGUUAGUGGG
Prorocentrum cordatum is the source of this 2172-nucleotide messenger RNA. The record is from the annotation of a GenBank genome assembly. Lineage: Eukaryota; Dinophyceae; Prorocentrales; Prorocentraceae.